AUGCAAACAGGUAGCAAGAAAGGAAAUACUGCAAGAAGUCACUUCAGGCAAGAAUUAACAGAGCAGCAAAAAGCUGAAGUAAAAGAAGCCUUUGAUUUGUUCGAUACUGACGGCUCUGGAGUAAUCGAAGCUAAAGAGCUUAAGGUAGCUUUAAGAGCUCUUGGCUUUGAGCCUCAAAAAGACGAAAUAAAAAGACUCAUAAAUGAAGUUGACCGCUCAGACAAAGAAAGAGACGUGACCGGCACAAUCGAUUUCAAAGAAUCUUACUCCCCCCCCCCCCUCCGUGAGCGAACAAAAAAAUUUUGUUCGCUCACGGAGGGGGGUUAAUUUUUUUUUUUAAAAAAAAUUUAUAUAUAAAUUUUAUAAAAAAUAUUUUUUUCGAAAUUUAAAAAAAAUCCUAAUUUGCAAAAAUUGGGAAGCAAAUAUUAAUUUAAUUUGCAAAAUUUAUGUUUUAAAACGCAAUUUGUUUAAAAUUAAACAGAAUUAGCUCUAGAUUUCAUUAUACUAAUUAUCACUUAUAUAUCAAAAUUUUUUUCCAUUAAAAUUUUUUCUAUUAAAAAAAUUUUUGUUCACUCACGGAGGUGGGUUUUUUGGUCAAAAAAUGGCGAUUUUUCUAAUGGUUUUGUUCGCUCUUAGAAAUCAUGACAAUGAAGAUGAGUGAAAAAGAUAACCCAGAUGAAAUCCAGAAGGCAUUUGACUUAUUUGAUAUAGACUCAGCGGGCAGAAUUACCUACGAGAAUCUAAGAGAAAUUGCACUUGAAUUGGGAGAAAAUAUUAGCGAAGACGAAUUAAGAGAAAUGAUAUAUGAAGCUUGCAAAGACCGCUACGGUGCUGUAACAAAGGAGCAGUUUGAAGCCAUCCUUAAUCGUUAA
Blepharisma stoltei is the source of this 872-nucleotide messenger RNA. The record is from the annotation of a GenBank genome assembly. Lineage: Eukaryota; Ciliophora; Heterotrichea; Heterotrichida; Blepharismidae.